UUCAGUAGCUGGUGAAGUAUUGCAAUAAUUGCUGAUUAAGUUAUUUUAAACAAAUUAUUUUGCAAAAUUGCAAAAAAGCAAAAAUUUUCAUAAUGAAACUGUUAUACACUGUGAUGAUCUUGUCGGUAAUGCAGAUGCCUGUUAUAAAAUCUAAGGAAACAACUUCAUUGCGUGACAUACUGAAAAAAUUUCAAGUCAAUGAAUUGCAAAUAUUAAACCAAGAGCUUUCCGAAAAAGCUAAAAUUUUAAGCGAAAACGUCCUAAAAGAUGAAAUUGUACAAUUGGCAGCAACUACAGAAAUGCAGGAAUUUAAAUGUAACAUGACAGAUUUCUUAGAUUAUUAUCCCUGGUAUAAACGCUAUGGACUUUUCUCCGAAUUGGCUGAAUUAUUUAAAAGUAAUAUACCCGAUGUUAACAACAGCAGUACAGAUUCUUUAUAUAUCAGACAGUUAUUAAACGAACAUGGUUAUGGUGAAAUAAAUGAAAAUUAUGAAAAUAAAUUUAAGGAAUUUAUUGAACAGAAAUUCCUAUCCAAAUUUGAAGAGUCAAAGGCACAACUUUCCCAGGAAGAAUUAAAGCAAGAACAAGUAAUUAUACAAGGAAUUAACGAAUUUAAAAAGUGCCACGAUUAUGAAUGCUUCUACAAAAUGUUAAUUAAAUUAGUGUACACUCCCAAGGAGCAGCUAUUCCAUUUUAAUAGUCUAAAACUUAUUAAACUUAAUAUAUUCUUUGCCAAUAGAGCAAGUGACAUCAUGCUGGCGGUCUUAAAGGAUCAAAGAUUGCAAGAACUUAGUUUGGAAGUUAAACAAAAUUUAACUACAAAUAUUAAAAAAAUAAUUCAAAAAUUUGAAAACAAUCAAGAUAUUGAUGAAGUAAACGAAAUAAUACAAAGGUUUUCCCAAAAAAUUGUAUUGAAAUUUUUAAGCAGUAAAGUUAUAUCUUUAAAGGAUCAACAGCUCUUAACACAAAUCUUUGAUGAUCACGGUUAUACUAAGUUUGAUAAUCUUAAUGGCGAUAAAUUUAAGGAUUUUUUUGAACAGGACCUUGAGAUGAAAUUUAAAGAAAUGAAAGCCGAUUUAAACCAAGAAGAGUUGUUGAAGAUUGAACCCUUAUAUCGAUGGUUUGAGCAGACAAAAAAUUUGACGACCCAUGAUGAGAGGGUGGAAGCAUUUGAUAAGUUAUAUGUUUUAGAAGAAUUUAUUUAAGUUCAAAAUAUAAUUUAUUCAUAAU
This is a messenger RNA of Lucilia sericata (common green bottle fly), 1230 nucleotides long. RefSeq lists its product as uncharacterized. NCBI's taxonomy places the organism in Eukaryota, Metazoa, Arthropoda, Insecta, Diptera, Calliphoridae. The record is from RefSeq and is a predicted model, not a curated record. The transcript has 2 exons. Bases 93 to 1205 code for a protein of 370 amino acids.